Messenger RNA from Podarcis muralis (Common wall lizard), 1692 nucleotides. RefSeq names its product chitinase-3-like protein 1. Gene Ontology annotation, molecular function: chitinase activity; chitin binding. The record is from RefSeq and is a predicted model, not a curated record. Gene Ontology annotation, biological process: chitin catabolic process; carbohydrate metabolic process. NCBI's taxonomy places the organism in Eukaryota, Metazoa, Chordata, Lepidosauria, Squamata, Lacertidae. Gene Ontology annotation, cellular component: extracellular region.
GUGUGAAAGCCACACACUUGUUACAUGCCUUCACUUCCUCUUCUAAUUUUAUUUUUAAAAGGUUGGGAUCAGCGGUGUGGAAGCACGAUUGUAAAGAAAGCAGCAUUGUCAUUGUGGUACAGCAGCCAGGAUGGGCCAGGUUUCCGUGUGGGCUGUAAGCAUCACUGCGCUGAUCUUUCUGCAGUCUGUUUCUACCUCUAAGCUGGUUUGCUAUUUCACCAGCUGGUCCCAGUACCGGGAAACUUCAGGGCGUUUUGUUGCUGAUCAGAUUGAUCCAAAUCUCUGCACCCACAUCAUUUAUGCUUUCGCCAAAAUAAGUGGCAACCAGCUCGAGCCCGGUGAAUGGAAUGAUGCCACUACAUAUGGGACUCUCAAUCAGCUUAAAAGAAAUCGCAACUUGAAGACCCUUCUCUCUGUUGGUGGAGCUCUCAUGGGACCUGAACCCUUUAGAAGAAUAACUGCAUCUCCUGCCACACGCUCAGAAUUUGUGAUGUCUGUGUUGCAGUUGCUUCGGACAAAUAACUUUGAUGGCUUUGAUCUUGCUUGGCCCUUAGCAGAACUGUCUGAUAAAAGCCGUUUGACUAACCUGGUUAAGGAUCUGUCUGUAGCAUUUCGGAGGCGGGGUCAGAAAAGACUCUUACUGAGUGUUGCAAUACCCGCUGGAAGGGAAGCCAUUGACAAAGGAUAUGAUAUUCAGACAAUCUCAGAAUAUGUUGAUUUCAUUAACUUCAUGACCUUUGAUUUUCACGGCGCCUGGGAAAGUUUCACAGGCCAUUUAAGCCCCCUUCAGAAGAGCACAGCUGACAGUGGAUCUGCAUCCUACUACAAUGUUGACUACGCUGUGAAGUAUCUACGCAGCAUAGGUGCCCCAGCUGAGAAGAUCAUCAUGGGAAUCCCCACUUAUGGCCGGUCUUAUACCCUUUCUACCAAGCUGACUGGAGUUGAAGCCCCAGUAUCUGGUGCUGGGACACUUGGUCCUUUCACAAAAGAAGCGGGGAUACUGGCCUAUUAUGAGAUCUGUGGCUUUAAUUCCGGUGCCAAGAAGGAAUGGAUUCAGGAACAAAAAGUCCCCUACUCCUAUAAAGGGAACCAGUGGGUUGGAUAUGAAGAUGUGACAAGUGUUCAGAUCAAGGUUCAAUACAUGAAGGAUAAUCAAUUGGGAGGUAUUAUGGUUUGGACACUUGAGCAGGAUGAUUUUUCGGGUUCCUUCUGCAACCAGGGAAAAUACCCUCUAAUUGGUGCUAUUAAGAAAGAACUGGAUAAAAAAGCUCCAGUUUCUGCAACAGGAUAAUCAUGAAUAUCAGGAGAACUGUGAAGGCAUGCUGGAGCUUAUCUGUUUCUUCUAGACAUGAAUGCAGAUGAUCCAUUUACUAUGUGGCAAAUGUCAGGAACUUUAUUUGGUUGUUAAAAGCAUGUUAAAGUGCUAUAAUGUAGACGGCCAUAGCAAGUUUUCUAUUAUUUCUUGGUUAAUGUUACUUCCUAAUUUGCUGUACGGCUGUGAAGUGAAGACAUCGUUUCUCCACAUCCCACUCUGUGCUUCUGCAGUCUUUCAUCACUAUUGCCAAGUUCCUGGACGAAGGGUUAUGACAUUACUGGUUAAGUCUGUUCUUAGCUGUCUUAAAAAUGAACUCACCGUUGUAAUGGUGGCGCUUGCAUUGGUUUCCAAAUAUAUAAAUAAUGCAUUCAAUAAAA